Messenger RNA from Bubalus bubalis (water buffalo), 2104 nucleotides. It is a transcript of the gene C2H2orf76, whose product is annotated as chromosome 2 C2orf76 homolog. The record is from RefSeq and is a predicted model, not a curated record. NCBI's taxonomy places the organism in Eukaryota, Metazoa, Chordata, Mammalia, Artiodactyla, Bovidae. The transcript has 7 exons. The coding region runs from base 249 to 638 and encodes 129 amino acids.
UUCUCCUUGUACACACAUGUGAGAGAUUCCCAAGAGCACCUACAUAUGAAUGACAUUGCUGGAUUGAAAGGGCCAAAUGAGAUUGGUGGUGUAGCACACCAGAGCAGUAACACGUGCAGCCCCACUUCUCCACAUACACCCACACUCCUGAGUUGGUGUUCAUCUUCUGUACCUUGUCAGUUUUCUACCUGUCAGAACACCAGGAACUGUGGUAAAGCUGUCCAGGAUCACAGUGGGAAUUUCUGCACAUGGCUUCCGAAGAUGUGACCAUUACAGUUCGCCUCAUUCGUUCAUUUGAGCAUCGCAAUUUCAGACCUGUAGUAUAUCAUGGAGUUCAUUUGGACCAAACUGUAAAGGAUUUUAUAGUAUUUCUAAAGCAAGAUAUCCCUUUGAGAACCAGCCUCCCACCACCAUUCAGAAAUUAUAAAUAUGAUAAACUGAAGAUUGUUCAUCAAGCACAUAAAUCAAAGACAAAUGAACUUGUGUUGAGUUUGGAAGAUGAUGACAGACUCCUGUUAAAAGAAGAUAGCACCCUGAAAGCAGCUGGAAUUGCCAGCAGAAGUAUGCUCCCUCAGCUCUGUGACUCCUCCAAGGUUGUGGUGCACAUUCAGAAGUGUUCUCUCAUCUUCCUGGUCUGAGAUUCAUUGAUGUAGAGCUUUAUUGAAUGGAAAUAGAAAAUGUAUUGUGUGAUGCCAUUUUUAUUUUUAAAUAUAUGUAUUUACAUGUCUGUAUAUGUAUAUGAAGAAGAGAUCAUAUAGUAAAAUUAUAAAAAUGCUUUCCCUGGGUGGUGGCAUUGCUAGCAAUUGUUUUUUUCUUUAUUCUCCAUUUUAUCUAGUUGUUCUUGUAAUUUAAACUUUCUUUUAUAAUUUACAUGUAUUACUUAUAAAGUAAGGGCCCAAUUUUAAGGAGUCAACUCCUAAAUUUAGGGAAAAUUGGUUUGAAUGAUGGUUCUGCAUCUGUGACCUUCUGGAAGCCAUUUAGAGUCUCUGAACUUCUACUUUGAUUUCUGUAAAAUGAAACAGAAAUAAUAAACCUAUUUCAGAGGGUUGUCAUAGGGUGAAGUAAAAGAAUGUAUAUGAAAGCAUCUGGAGCAAUGCAUGUAAACGCCCUCAAAAACACUUCAUUUUAUUUGGAAACCAUUUUAGAGAAAGCAAUUGACAAAUGUUUUGAAUUUGUUAAAAUCUCAAGUUGUUGGUUUAAUUGUCAUCAAUUUCAGACUUAUAUAACAAACCACCUAUAAAGGUAUAAAUCAAAUCACUUUUUUUUUUUUUUUGGGUCGUUCUUGUUUUAAGGCCAUAUAGAUCUUCGAUCAGAAUCGGAUCAUUUUCAUGGGUUCUCCACUGGUUUCAGGUUGUCACUUCAAACUGUUCUCAUGCCCUGGCAAGUCUGUAGCCCUGGUUGAGGGUGUCUUCCAUCCCUGUUGGGAGCAACCCCCUCUUCUGCAUGUUCCCUUUUGUUGCUGAGAGCAGUGUUUCUGUACCCUUGAGAACAAGCCACAGUUAUUACUCAUGGGGAAGGAGGUGAUGGCCCCUGGAGAGCAACAAAAAACUCUUAAGUGGGAGUAGAGUUGUAAAAGCAGUACUUGAAAUGUGUGAUUUUUCUAGGGAGUUUUCCCUCCCUUGGUGCUGUGCCUGGUUAGGUUUUUAAGAGGUUUAGGAGAAAAAUUCUAAGUCAUCGCUUCCUCCCUUCUUACCACUUGAUCUUGCUGUAGAGCUGUCACUCUGCCAUCACAGCCAGUUGCCAUGGGAAUAAGGCCAGUGUAACAAAUGUAGCAUUAUGACUUUUCUGUAAAAAUCAUGAAAGGAAAAGAAAGACUGUGAGGGGGGAAAUUAGGGGAACAAACUGGUUUGAAGAUUUCUUUUCUCACCAAGAAAUUCUCUAGCCUUUUAUCUACAUUGCAGAUCCCAAUUGUAUAUUCUACGCUCGGUGUCAGGGGAGGUUUUUGCUUGUGGAUUUAGUCCUGAAAUACAUCAAUAAAAAGAUUUGUUUUGUGGAAGAAGGCCUUACCUAGAAUUGUUAUUUAUAAUUUAAAGAUCUUGUUGUUAACAGUUGUGGUUUUAUGGACUAAUUCCCGUAAGUAAUAAAUUUUCAUGUUAAAUAUUUU